CAAUGACCGAAACCAAAAAGACAAAAGUCCUGCUAUAUGGACUCGGCGCCCGCGAUCCCAACGUAGAGCUCAGUGUGGUCGCCAGAUCAAAUUUAGAGGCCGUCAAGAAGAAUGUAGGCCCGAUGAUCGUCCAUGCAGCUGGAUCAGGUUGCCCACAUAAGAUUGCGAUCAAGUACGACUACAUCGUCUGCGCUCACAAAGCGAUAGCCCCCGGCUUGGAUCCAAAUGAUUUUCGAUCUGUAGCUAACAUGGACACGACAUUCGUGAUUUUGCAAAACGGAGUUGGCAAUGAAGAGCCUUUCCGACAGUCGUUUCCUUAUUCAACAAUCAUUAGCUGUGUGGAUCAGUCGUUGAUGGAACGAACAGNNAUAUGGGUUGGCGCUACCCAAGAUUCACCCGGUGUGAUACGACAUACGGCUUCGGAACACACCGAUAUCGGUCUGUAUCCUAAUCCAGAAGUCGACGCUGCCUUGGAGAAAGACAGGUUGGACGGGUUCGCAGCUAUGUUGAGAGCGGGCGAGACAUCAUACACAAUAUCAGACGAUAUCCAGGUCAAGCGCUGGGAAAAGGUGGUUUGGAAUGUGGGUAACACCCUGUACUCGAAUCUAAGCGUGUCAAUCACAAAACGCUUGAUGCGAGAAGUGAUCAGUGUGGCGAGAAGAGCCGGAGUCGCCUUGGACUACGGACUUGUAGACAUCUUGAUGGAGAGGAUACAAAGCAUGCCAGGAAUAGAGAGUAGUAUGCAGGUUGACGCGAGAGAGGGUAGGAGGUUAGAAGUGGAUGUGAUCCUCGGAACACCGAUGAGGAUGGCGAGAGAGCUUGGUAUGGAUGUGCCAACGCUGGCGACGGUCUAUGCAUUGACUGUCGCAGUGGAUUUGAGGAUCAAGCAGGGACCGAGUGGUUCGGAU
This is a messenger RNA of Aureobasidium uvarum, 908 nucleotides long. The record is from the annotation of a GenBank genome assembly. NCBI's taxonomy places the organism in Eukaryota, Fungi, Ascomycota, Dothideomycetes, Dothideales, Saccotheciaceae.